GUGGGUUUCGCAGAGAGCCUUCCUGAGUUGAUUGUCGAACAUUUCCCAAAUGCCUGUCGACCGUCUGAAACAAUGCCACUUUGGUCGACAGGGCUGUUGUUGGCUAACUUUGCGGGUCUUCCUCCGGUACAGGCGAACUCUUUCAACGCCGCCCGCAUAGGAAAAAGCAAUCGUCUCGACUUGCGUCCCUCCUCCCGCCUAAACUUCUCCUACUUCGUACCGGCAGCGUAG
Messenger RNA from Protopolystoma xenopodis, 231 nucleotides. The record is from the annotation of a GenBank genome assembly. NCBI's taxonomy places the organism in Eukaryota, Metazoa, Platyhelminthes, Monogenea, Polystomatidea, Polystomatidae.